AUGAUAUUUGGGUCUGAACCACCACUUUAUUUGAAACCGGUGGGGCGACGCGGGCUCCGGCGGCAUGAGGCAGAUGAGCUGCAACAUUACCCCAAUUAUGUCCAUCCCGUUUGUCAGCAGCCGGACAGUGCCGCAUACAUAAGCGAACCAUACCGCCUUCAUCCCGCCCUCAAAGCCGUGCAUGAGCUCCGGCAUCAACAGAAUGAAGGAAGAGAACGACAAAGAAUCAUACGUGCGAAUCGUAUGAUGCGUGUUGUUGAGCGUAAUGCCGAUUUGAAGGUGCGUCGGGAUAUGGAGUUUGAGCGGGAACAGGAGCAUUGGAAAAAAGUUGCUGGUGUGUCCACACGAAAUGAACCCAGUAACGGGUUAGAUACCGUUACGCUGCAAUGUAGAACAGCGGAGGCACGCCAAGCAAUGGAGUAUAAGGAGGCUGUAGGGAAAUCUUUGUACUAUGCAAGGCAAAAGCAAUUAGCAGGACGGAGGGACGUGCACGGCUACAACAUCAUUUCCGGUGAACCGCUAAAGCCGAUAAUAGUGCCGCCGCUUCCACCACCUAUUUCAACUGCGGAGGAUUCCCAUUCACACCAAUGA
This is a messenger RNA of Trypanosoma brucei brucei TREU927, 591 nucleotides long. RefSeq lists its product as hypothetical. NCBI's taxonomy places the organism in Eukaryota, Euglenozoa, Kinetoplastea, Trypanosomatida, Trypanosomatidae. The coding region runs from base 1 to 591 and encodes 196 amino acids. The transcript has a single exon. The record is from RefSeq and is a predicted model, not a curated record.